GGCGCUGGGGUCUGGGGGCACUGCUUAGCGGUGCUAGGCUGGCGCGGCUUGAGCCGCCGCCGCACUGACAGCUCGGUCUGCGGACCAUGGAGACCGGCGCCGGUGCACACCCGCUGCUCCUGUUCCUCUGCCGGAUGCCGCUCUGUCUCGCGGUGCUUUUGGGACCCUGGCGGCCUGGGACCGCCGAGGAAGUCAUCCUCCUGGAUUCCAAAGCCUCCCAGGCUGAGCUGGGCUGGACUGCACUGCCUAGUAAUGGGUGGGAGGAGAUCAGCGGUGUGGAUGAACACGACCGUCCCAUCCGCACAUACCAAGUGUGCAAUGUGCUGGAGCCCAACCAGGACAACUGGCUGCAGACUGGCUGGAUCAGCCGCGGCCGCGGGCAGCGCAUCUUCGUGGAGCUGCAGUUCACACUCCGUGACUGCAGCAGCAUCCCUGGUGCCGCGGGCACCUGCAAGGAGACCUUCAACGUCUACUAUCUGGAAACGGAGGCCGACCUGGGGCGCGGGCGUCCCCGCCUAGGCGGCAGCCGGCCCCGCAAAAUCGACACGAUCGCGGCGGACGAGAGCUUCACGCAGGGCGACCUGGGCGAGCGCAAGAUGAAGCUGAACACAGAAGUGCGCGAGAUCGGCCCGCUCAGCCGGAGAGGUUUCCACCUGGCCUUUCAGGACGUGGGCGCCUGCGUGGCGCUUGUCUCGGUGCGCGUCUACUACAAGCAGUGCCGUGCCACCGUGCGGGGGCUGGCCACGUUCCCAGCCACCGCAGCCGAGAGCGCCUUCUCCACCCUGGUGGAAGUGGCUGGAACGUGCGUGGCGCACUCGGAAGGCGAGCCCGGCAGCCCCCCGCGCAUGCACUGCGGCGCGGACGGCGAGUGGCUGGUGCCUGUGGGCCGCUGCAGCUGCAGUGCGGGAUUCCAGGAGCGUGGUGACAUCUGCGAAGCCUGUCCCCCAGGGUUUUACAAAGUGUCCCCGCGGCGGCCCCUCUGCUCACCGUGCCCAGAGCACAGCCGGGCCCUGGAAAACGCCUCCACCUUCUGCGUGUGCCAGGACAGCUACGCGCGCUCGCCUACCGACCCGCCCUCGGCUUCCUGCACCCGGCCGCCGUCGGCGCCGCGGGACCUGCAGUACAGCCUGAGCCGCUCCCCGCUGGCGCUGAGGCUGCGCUGGCUGCCGCCGGCCGACUCAGGCGGACGCUCGGACGUCACCUACUCGCUGCUGUGCCUGCGCUGCGGCCGCGAGGGCCCGGCGGGCGCGUGCGAGCCGUGCGGGCCGCGCGUGGCCUUCGUGCCGCGCCAGGCCGGGCUGCGGGAGCGCGCCGCCACGCUGCUGCACCUGCGGCCCGGCGCGCGCUACACCGUGCGCGUGGCCGCGCUCAACGGCGUCUCGGGUCCGGCGGCCGCCGCGGGAGCCACCUACGCGCAGGUCACCGUCUCCACCGGGCCCGGGGCGCCCUGGGAAGAGGAUGAGAUCCGCAGGGACCGAGUGGAGCCCCAGAGCGUGUCCCUGUCGUGGCGGGAGCCCAUCCCUGCCGGAGCCCCUGGGGCCAAUGGCACGGAGUACGAGAUCCGAUACUACGAGAAGGGUCAGAGUGAGCAGGCUUACUCCACGGUGAAGACGGGGGCGCCAGCAGUCACCGUCACCAACCUGAAGCCGGCUACCCGAUACGUCUUUCAGAUCCGGGCCGCUUCCCCUGGGCCAUCCUGGGAGGCCCAGAGCUUUAACCCUAGCAUUGAAGUGCAGACCCCGGGGGAGGCUGCCUCAGGGUCCAGGGACCAGAGCCCCGCCGUUGUCGUCACCGUAGUGACCAUCUCGGCCCUCCUCGUCCUGGGCUCCGUGAUGAGUGUGCUGGCCAUUUGGAGGAGGCCCUGCAGCUAUGGCAAAGGAGGAGGGGAUGCCCAUGAUGAAGAGGAGCUGUAUUUCCAUUUCAAAGUCCCUACACGUCGCACAUUCCUGGACCCCCAGAGCUGUGGGGACCCGCUGCAGGCUGUGCAUCUGUUCGCCAAGGAGCUGGAUGUGAAAAGCGUCACACUGGAGAGGAGCCUUGGAGCAGGACGGUUUGGGGAGCUGUGCUGUGGCUGCCUGCAGCUCCCCGGCCGCCAGGAGCUGCCCGUAGCCGUGCACACACUGAGGGACAGUGCCUCCGACUCACAGAGGCUCGGCUUCCUGGCCGAGGCCCUCACGCUGGGUCAGUUUGACCAUAGCCACAUCGUGCGGCUGGAGGGUGUUGUCACCCGAGGAAGCACCUUGAUGAUUGUCACCGAGUACAUGAGCCAUGGGGCCCUGGAUGGCUUCCUCAGGCGGCACGAGGGACAGCUGAUGGCUGGGCAGCUGAUGGGGUUGCUGCCUGGGCUGGCAUCAGCCAUGAAGUAUCUGUCAGAGAUGGGCUACGUUCACCGGGGCCUGGCGGCUCGCCGUGUGCUGGUCAGCAGCGACCUUGUCUGCAAGAUCUCUGGCUUUGGGCGAGGCCCCCGGGACCGAGCAGAGGCUGUCUACACCACCAUGAGUGGCCGGAGCCCGGCGCUGUGGGCCGCCCCUGAGACACUUGAGUUUGGUCACUUCAGCUCUGCCAGUGACGUGUGGAGCUUCGGCAUCGUCAUGUGGGAGGUGAUGGCCUUUGGGGAGCGGCCUUACUGGGACAUGUCUGGCCAAGACGUGAUCAAGGCUGUGGAGGAUGGCUUUCGGCUGCCACCCCCCAGGAACUGUCCCACUCUGCUGCACCGACUAAUGCUUGACUGCUGGCAGAAGGACCCAGGUGAGCGGCCCAGGUUCUCCCAGAUCCACAGCAUCCUGAGCAAGACGGUGCAGGACCCAGAGCCCCCUAAGUGUGCCCCAACCACCUGUCCCAGGCCUCCCACCCCACUAGCGGACCGUGCCUUCUCCACCUUCCCCUCCUUUGGCUCUGUGGGUGCGUGGCUGGAGGCCCUGGACCUGUGCCGCUACAAGGACAGCUUUGCGGCUGCUGGCUACGGGAGCCUGGAGGCCGUGGCCGAGAUGACCGCCCAGGACCUGGUGAGCCUGGGCAUCUCUUCGGCUGAACAUCAAGAGGCCCUCCUUAGCGGGAUCGGUGCCCUGCAGGCACGAGUGCUCCAGCUGCAGGGCCAGGGGGUACAGGAUAAUAAAAACUUGUCUGUGAUGCAGUGCCUCUUUGAGUGGCAGUUGCUUGAUCAUCGUAUAGCUGGUAUGGAAGGGUCUCUGCCCCCUUCCUCUGGGACGGGGUUGUCCAGAGUGUGCGUCUGA
This is a messenger RNA of Saimiri boliviensis boliviensis (Bolivian squirrel monkey), 3233 nucleotides long. It is a transcript of the gene EPHA10, whose product is annotated as EPH receptor A10. The record is from RefSeq and is a predicted model, not a curated record. Gene Ontology annotation, molecular function: ATP binding; transmembrane-ephrin receptor activity; protein binding. Gene Ontology annotation, biological process: axon guidance; protein phosphorylation; ephrin receptor signaling pathway. Gene Ontology annotation, cellular component: plasma membrane; dendrite. NCBI's taxonomy places the organism in Eukaryota, Metazoa, Chordata, Mammalia, Primates, Cebidae.